AUGAGUUAUAUCUAUAUUUAUGAUAGUAAUGGAGAGAAGCAUGGUGUUACAAAAGAAGAACUUGAUUGCUCAAGGUACUUAUCUCGUAUGAUAAAUAACUUAGGAACAAUAACUCAAAUAAAAAUCGAGCAAAUUCCAGCAGAAACACUAGACACAUUGAUUUAUUACAUGAAAAUGUCGGCAAGACCAACAACAGAAAACUGGAUUGCAGAGUCUUUAAACGAAAACAUUGAUAAUCUUACUUCUAUUUUUGAAGGAAGCACAUUUUUAGAAAUUACAGACUUAACUAAUUUCAUUAUUAAUUCGAUUGUUGAUACAAUCAAAACUGCCACAAAUGCUGAUGAAAUUCGUGCUCUCUGCAAUAUUGAAAAUGAUUUCACGCAGCAAGAGGAAGAAUCUGUGCGCAAUCAGAUUUCAUGGGCAUUAUCUGAUCAUCCACCUGCACCAUUUUAA
Molecule: messenger RNA, 453 nt
Organism: Trichomonas vaginalis G3
Lineage: Eukaryota; Parabasalia; Trichomonadida; Trichomonadidae
Product: Potassium Channel Kv1.1, Chain A domain-containing protein
Exons: 1
Coding region: 1-453 (150 amino acids)
Biological process (GO): SCF-dependent proteasomal ubiquitin-dependent protein catabolic process
Cellular component (GO): cytoplasm; nucleus
Molecular function (GO): cullin family protein binding
Source: RefSeq, a predicted model, not a curated record